GUUCUGUUGAAGGUUAUACUUAGCUCUGAACCGCAUUACUUUCCUGUCUACGUUUCAUUUCCUGGGGUCUUGCCAAGUGAUAAACAGACCCAGGCGUGCAGCAGGUUUGGGGUUUUUCUGCACAAACAGGGUAGCUGGAGUUUGCUUCAAGGCAUCAAUUGACUUCUGUGAUCGUGGAGAUGCUGGCGUGAGGCCUUCAGGAGACGAUGGAGAAAAAAUGGACAUAUUGUGCUGUCUGUUCCAUCAUCCAGAUACAUUUUGUCAGGGGAGUAUGGGGAAAAGCAUCCAAUGAAGAAGACAUCUAUGCUUUCCCUGGCUCUGAUGUCAACUUGACCUGCCAAACAUGGAAGAAAGACUUGUUGGUACAGAUGCAAUGGUCCAAGGUCACUGACAAGUUGGACCUGAUUGCUCUUUAUCAUCCCCAAUAUGGCUUGCACUGUGCCAAUGACAGUCCCUGUGAAUCACUGGUGACUUUCACAAAAACUCCCAGAAAUGUGUCAAAAUGGACCCUGCACUUAAAGAACGUGUCCUCUUCAUUCGCUGGGAAGUAUGAGUGUAGCUUUACUCUGUUUCCGGAGGGUGUUCGGACUAAAAUCUACAACCUGCUCAUUCAGACAAAUGUUACACAGGAUGAACGGAGAAGCAGCCAUUUAAUAGAAGUACAGAUAAAUCAGACUCUGGAAAUACCAUGCUUUCAAAAUAUCUCCUCAGAAAUUUCGUCUGAGUUCACCUUUGCAUGGUUGGUGGAAGAUAACGGAACUCAGGAAGCAUGUAUCACCCAAGGUCACUCCAUCAGCAAUUCCACACUAUUUAAAGACAGAGUCAAGCUAGGUACAGACUAUAAACUCUACCUCUCUCCAAUCCAAAUCCACGAUGACGGCCGGAAGUUCUCCUGCCACGUUAUGGUCAGACCUGGUAAAACCUUGAGGAACUCCACCACAGUCAAGGUUUUUGCUAAGCCAGAAAUCCCCAUGAUUAUGGAAAAUAACUCUACGGAUGUCUUGGGAGAGAGAACAUUUACCUGCUCCCUGAGGAAUGUAUUUCCCACAGCAAAUCUCACGUGGUUUAUAGAAGGAGGCUUUCCUCAAGGUGAAAAAGAAGAAAUAUACAUCACUAAUGAAGAGAGAAAAGACAAAAGUGGAUUUUGGGAGCUGAAGUCUGUUUUGACAAGGGUGUAUGGUAAUAAGCCAGCCCAACCAAACAACCUGACCAUCUGGUGCAUGGCUAUGUCCCCAGUCCCUGGAAAUAAAGUGUGGAAUAUCUCGUCUGAAAAGAUCACUUUUUCUUUGGGCUCCAUGAACCCUCCGACAGACUCUCCACUUAAUGUUGUCACACCUACCCUUGGCACCCGAACUUCUCCAGCCAACAGAGUAUCUCCUACAAGAUAUCCAGCUACAUCAUCAACAACCCUUGGAGACGUGGGUACAUCGACUCCAAAUACCAUCCCUCAAACCAGCAAUUCCAAUGCGACUACCCAAGGCUUCAACUACUCCUGGACCUCGAGCGGGAAAGAUACCAAAAACUGCACACGUGACUCAGCUCCAUGGAUGCCCAGUGAAACAGACAGUUCAUCCCCCUCAGGUGUAGGCUCAACAAUUCAAGGUGAUGUCUUCACCAGCACAACCAGAACAUCUUCAGAAGUUCCCACAACUGCCAAAUCUACUAACAACAGUCACAUCCAUAUCACUGGUAUCGUGGUUAAUAAACCUAAAGAUGGAAUGUCCUGGCCAGUGAUCGUAGCAGCCUUGCUCUCUUUCUGCAUGGCAUUGUUCGCUCUUGGAGUGAGAAAAUGGUGUCAGUACCAGAAAGAAAUCCAUUACCAUGAGAAGAACAUUUUCAGUUCUAGCCUGCUAGCUCCAAGCAGAAGAGAGACCCAUACAGCAGAGCAGAACCACCCAAGCCAAGCCCAGUCUAGAUCAAACACCCUCCAGUCUACCUCAAAGGCUCCUGAAUGUCUCGAGUUGCAACAAUGAUGUCACUCUUCCUGGAGAUGACUGAUGCCAAUGAUUUACUUGAAAGACUGUGUUUCUCCAUCUGUUCUUCAUUAUACUGACUUAUCUUCCUAAAGUACAAUAUUCUCAGCUGAGAUUCUUCACGCAAGUUUUUUAAAUUACAAAAGCGAUGUAAAAAUAUUAUAAAACCUUGGAAAAGAAAGAGCAAAAGCAAUACACGUUCCCACCUAUCAAACAUGAGCCUGUAAUCUAAGGCUUUUGCUACCUACGAGUGUGGUCUGAACCAGCACAGCCACAAACUUAGGAAUGCAGAAUCUGUGCCCAUCUCAGAACAGUGCAAUCAGAAUAUGAUAGAUUUACACAUUAAUGUGUGAAAAUCACCCCUCUAAGACACGACAGAGAACCCCCAAGCUUCUGCCUCCUUCUAACAAACAGCACCCGCUAGACACCAAGUACAAAUACCGUGAUUUCAUCUGCAAGAUCUCUCCCAGGACUGACUCAAGAAUAUAUGAAAAACAUACGAAGAGAGUGUCGCCUUCUUUGGAGCUGUUUUCUUGUCCAAAUCAAGUAGUUGUGAUCAAAAAAGCUGCCAAUUUCAUAGAGGUGCAAACCUUCUUGUCUUCAGUGAUUCCACUUCUCUUGUUUUUGAAUUUUCACAGUGCUGUCUCUAAGUCUAAAGUUUCACGCUUUUUUAAUAUGCUCACUCCUUCCUCCAAGAGCUCAAAACUCAAGGGGAAGAAAAGACAUUGAAAUGGACAUUCCACAAUAGAGCUUAAAGCACACAUUUUGCUUGCCUUGGCCAGUUUCAUAAAGUUUUGUGUUUAGAAAUUCUUUUUAAAAGGUUUGAAGCUCAAGGAAAGCCCAGAAAGGUGACAUUUCAAAAGUAAAUGUUGUGCUCGUC
Molecule: messenger RNA, 2853 nt
Organism: Neofelis nebulosa (Clouded leopard)
Lineage: Eukaryota; Metazoa; Chordata; Mammalia; Carnivora; Felidae
Gene: CD96
Product: CD96 molecule
Exons: 17
Coding region: 207-1973 (588 amino acids)
Biological process (GO): inflammatory response; cell-matrix adhesion
Source: RefSeq, a predicted model, not a curated record